Molecule: messenger RNA, 423 nt
Organism: Orycteropus afer afer
Lineage: Eukaryota; Metazoa; Chordata; Mammalia; Tubulidentata; Orycteropodidae
Gene: MLANA
Product: melan-A
Exons: 4
Coding region: 1-423 (140 amino acids)
Cellular component (GO): endoplasmic reticulum membrane; melanosome; trans-Golgi network
Source: RefSeq, a predicted model, not a curated record
AUGCCAAGGGAAGAUGCUCACCUCAUAUAUGGUUACCCCAGGAAGGGGCACGGCCAUGCCUCCAUCACAGCUGAAGAGGCCGCAGGGAUUUGCAUCCUGACGGUGAUCCUGGGAAUCUUACUGCUUGUUGGCUGCUGGUAUUGUCGAAGACGAAGUGGAUACAGAAACUUGAAGGACAAAAGCCUUCAAGCUGGUACUCAGAGUGCCCUGACAGGAAGAUGCUUAUGCAAGCAACUUGCUCAUCAGGAUAGCAAACUGCCUUUUCAAGUGCACAACUUGUGGACUUCUGGUAGGCUGAGAUCCUGCAUCUUGGUGUUUGAUAAAAGUAUUCUCAUUAAAAACAAACAAACAAGGGUCCCCAGCGCCCCACCUGCCUAUGAGAAGCUCUCUGUACAACAGUCCCUACCACCUUACUUACCCUGA